This is a messenger RNA of Anopheles cruzii, 2707 nucleotides long. RefSeq names its product chromosome partition protein Smc (gene Golgin104). Gene Ontology annotation, molecular function: small GTPase binding. Gene Ontology annotation, biological process: vesicle cytoskeletal trafficking. The transcript is spliced from 7 exons. NCBI's taxonomy places the organism in Eukaryota, Metazoa, Arthropoda, Insecta, Diptera, Culicidae. The coding region runs from base 182 to 1363 and encodes 393 amino acids. Gene Ontology annotation, cellular component: trans-Golgi network. The record is from RefSeq and is a predicted model, not a curated record.
CGAAAUUUCGAUUGAAAUGCAUUUUAUUCAAUGUAGAAAGUGAAAUUGUAACAAACUUGUAACUCAGAAUAUCGUACGAUUUGUGUUUGCUACCUACAAACGAGUUUGUUAGUUUACAUUCUACACAGAGUAUGAUUCUACUAAGUAUUCACCAGAUGUAACUGAUUUUUGCUAUCUAAUAAUGGACAUGGAAAAAAAUCAAUCGAGCGAUAUGGCAACUCAAUUGACGAUGAACUGUAGUUGCUUCCAGACGGUGGUGGAGGUUAAGGCCCAACUAGCCAAACUUGAAAGAAUAAAUGAAACACUUCAGAACAAACUAGACAACCAUGCUAAGGAUAAUGAAAAUCUGGUCAUUAAAUAUGCCUUUGUAGAAAAAAAGGUUAUAGAUCUAAGAUCUUUAGUGGAAGAAAAAGAAAGUAAACUUCUCAAGAACGACCACGAAAUAGCAGCAUUACAAAAGCAAAUAGGUGUGAUACGAGCGGAAAAGCUGAAGCUACAGCAAAGUGUCGAUUCGAAGCUUGCAAUAACCGAAGAAACAAAGAAUAAUGCGGAACACGCAGCCGAAAUGGACAAAAAAUAUAUGGAAUUUCAAGCAAGAGAAAUUAUGUUGAAGCAUGCUUAUGAUGAACAAGCAGCAAAAAUGGCUUCAUUGCAAAAGAUAAACGGAGAUCUUCGAGAGAGUUUAGUCAGCCAAGAAAAAAAAUAUGCUUCAUGCAUGAAAACGUUAACAGAUAGUGAAAAUGGUAAACAGGAACUACGACAGCACACGAAACAACUUCAGGAAGAACUAGAGCUACACUCACUAAAAAUUGAAGAGCUGGCAACUAAACUGAAUGAUGCGAGUGUUGCUGCAUUGGAGUCAUCACGCAUGGAAGCCACCAUAAAAAUGCAGCAGAAUGAGCUGGAGCAACUACAUACUUUGCUCGAAGAACAGACCAGUGAUGCCGAGGCAAUGAAGGCAAAUGAAUUGGAGCUUCUAGCGUUGAAUAGAGAUCUUAGCGAACUGAAUUGCCUGUUGCAAAAAGAAAUCACUAACCGAAAAUGCAACACACUGGCUGUUACUCUGGAGUACGAGAAAUUUGUAAAAAUGUGUUACGACUACGAUGCGCAAAUCGCCAGCUUAGCAAAUUCGCUUGCUGUCGAGAGACAAGAACGUACAGAAGAGCGAUUAUUAAUGGCCAAGCAUAUUGCUGAUAAAACCAGAAAAUUGAAUCAUACAGAGCAAUGUUUGCAACAAACAAUAAAUGACCUUGAGGCUCAUAGGAAAAAGCAUGAAGCUAUCGUUAAGGACUUUAAGCGUGAAAUGAAAAACGUGCAAUAUGUUUGUGUAAAAAACACAGUCGCAGACGGUGAAAAAUCUUGAGCGACAAUUAGCGACAAUGAGCAGAACGGCCCAGAUCGGAUUCAAUGAUCGUUAUAAGCUACUAUUUCCUCAUCGUGUACCAAAUCUUGAAAACGAUUAAAUUAAUUUUUUAUCUAGUCAUGACUUAUAGAAACAGUAAAUCGGCAUUGUAUAAAUCUUUGUCUUUUUAGGUAAGGCUAUCUAGACGGGUAAUAGUAACUUUUAUUUAUUUAUUUUACUCGUAAUACUCGUGUUGCUGCCAUACAUCACAUUGUUUUAACUAAGCAAAUAAUUGAAAUCACUAUGGCGAUUGUGUCAACAAAUCAUUUUGCAAUAAAACUGUUUUGUUACUUAUUAAUUAUAUUUGAUCAGAAAAUAUCAUCAAAUCAUGAAACGCCAACAUGUAUUACUAUAACGAUAAAGGUUUAAAAAUGAGAUUCACUGGCACGUUCGGUACAGUAACAAGCUUCAACACCGGCUUUACUUCAGGAUGUUGCUUGGGCAGAUCCACCUGAUAUUGCAUUAGUAUCUAAAAGCAAAAUACAAAAUAGUGUUACAUGGCACAGUCACAGCUCACACUAAUCGUAUCUAACCAUCGAUAGCAGAUAGUACAUCUGAAGCUGUGCGAUUUUUUUUCCAAUGCACGAACGGGCUCCCAUAGCAAAUGGUAAUGAUGCCGAUGGCGUUGCUGAAAUGAUUCGGUUUUCACUAUUGGUUCGUUGCCAACGAAAUGGAUCAAAUUCGUUAGAUGCACAAAAAAAUCUUGAGUCUCUUCCGGCACUAUAUAGUGACAGCAAUAUUAAAGUCUGAAAAAUAACGAAUAUAGUGAUUUUUGUUUCAUAUUUUCUCAGUUUUGCUCCAAGUAUCUUGCCUCUUUGGGAAUUUUGUAGCCACAAAAUAGAGCAUCACUAUCAAUGAAUCUUCCUACAAAGGGAGCUACUGGAUAAAGCCUUAGUGCUUCUCGGACCACUCCUUUUAUGGCAGAAGAUUCCAAGCAGGCGGCAUCAUCUAUGUUUUUACGUACAUCGUUUUGGACUCUGUGAUUCGACGCUAGCAAAUAGAGCGCCCAAACAGUGGCAAAAGCAGUCUGAACAACAACAAAAGUUAUUAUUUGAAUAAAACUUAGGUUAAUAAUGCAGCAAUACCGUAUCGCCCGCAGCAAUUACGAAAUCUACAAAGAUUCGCAUCAUUAACGAUUGGUCCAUUCGAGCCAUCAUGUGUAGCAAUCCGUCGUCCUGGUUGCUGUUUUGCGUUCCGAAUUCGAUUAUAGAAGUAGCUUGGCAAAAUAACAAACAGGAUAUUGAAUAGAUUUCAAUGGUCUGUGCAACAGAAGACGUGAAUAAAACCAACGCAUAUAUAAAACAC